AUGACAGGCACUUCCGGAAUGGAGGACCAAACUGCUGGAAUGGUUGUGUGCGAGCCAGUUACUACGAACGAAAGCAUAACAUCGACAGAUUCCACCCGGUCCAAUGGUAAUAUCAAAGCAGUCUACCACAAAUUCAUGAACCCGAUUGAUUCAUCUCAUCAAGUUUCUCAGCAGAGUGGAAGUCUCAUCCGCCGUUCUUCGGUUGAUAGAGUCAAACAAUGCCCAGAGACGCCUACGAGAUCGCUGCCUAUUAGUUCUAACCGACUUCGCCAGAAGACGUGGGCUUCUGUCGCGUCAAAAGGGGUGGAUGCAAUUCGCUCAUCUGCAAAGUCCACCAACUACAGCAAGCGAACCCCGUACAGAAAUGGCCAAUCUUCAGGCGCGGGCUCAUAUCGCUUGAUUUCAGUUACUCAGGCAGAGGAACAGUCUACUCCAUGCCCGGGUAAGAGAACCAAGGAAUGCAUCAAGCAAAACAGUCAAGCUCGGAGCAUUAUUGAAAAGGCACUUCCUUCUGAAAAGCCAUUGCCGUGCCCACCUGAAUCUGACCAAGAGGCUGAUAAGAGAUCCACUCCCACCUCGCGCACCAUUAUUGAUGCUAAAGACGCUACACUGCACCGCUCCCCUCCUGAGAACCCUCAUGUAAACGAAGAAUGGCCGGCUCUUGCACCGGCAAAUGCCGAAGAUGAGGCGGAGGAUGGAAACAAAGAAAAUAACCUUAACGAUGAAGCCAAACUGGCUCGAAUCGAAGAAGAGACAUGCACUCUAGUUCCGGAUGGAGUCAGGAUGUUUGCCGAUGCUUUAUCCAAGCUUACAAUAGCAACUGCUUGCAAUGAAAACAGCAAUGGUCAGCAUCAUACGGGAGGGAAUAAGUCCGAGCUUGAGAAAGAUACAGCUGUUGCUUCUGUCGAUGCUUCAACGAAAUGGAACACACCUACUCGGAGUCAAUUGUCAACGAAUGUCCCGUUUCCUGCAUCUGGAAAGCCACUGUCACCAAAUAUUGUGACUAAUUUCACGAGAAAACCAGUUCAAGCUGAGCCCUCUUUUGCUUACCACAAUCUGAGACCAACACCUGGGUAUCAUGCUCUAGGCCCAAAGCCAAACCCUUUCAAAAACCGUCCUAGGGUCGCGUCUUCGCCCAGCAGCGCAAACUCCCUGCCGUCCAGGGAACAUAGAGCGGCGUCCUAUUCAUUCGACCAUCCUACCCCAUCCGCUAAAAGCCCCUUAGUGGUGACCCCGAAGGGGAAGUCAACUGGAAUACGUACUCCAUCAAACCCAUUCUAUGCAGUUUCCCUGAAUACAACCCCUCGCAUGGAUAGAAGUGGUUCUAGGAUCCCUCGCAUGUCGCCGCGGACAUUAUUCCCUACCUCUGAAAGCGAUUUAGGUAGUAGUAAUGGCAGCCAAGUAUCGCCAUUAUCUCCAUCUAAGCGGAGCUCCAUCCCUUUGCCAGUACGGCUCCUUUAUAAGAACAGGGAUGAGGAUGUUCCUGAUAGCCCCAUUGAGGUGAUAAGCCCAUCCACUGUGUUUGAUAGGGUUGAUACAGCUGCAACUGAAAAAGCUGUGAAAGAACGCGAGACUUCUGAAAUUGUCAAGGCGGGUGCCGUUUCAAUUGUUAACGCGGGCCGCGCAUCGCAGGUUGACCUUCGGGAAGAAAUAAAAUCUCUGGCGGAAAACACAGACCCAUUCUCUGAUGAAGUGACCGUGAAACAGCUUUCAAAAAAUGCACCAUCGCACGGCCCGCAGCUACGUAUUUCGGCAGAGGCAGAGCGUCUGAUUAUGGGUGAGGAGGAUAACAAGUUGCCGGAGACAAAUGCUAAGGAAAACCAUGGGCCUAGCCGUCAGUCGGGAAGCAGGAGGGAAUUCCGCCUUUCUACCGACGGCCUCUUUGCAACUUUUGCCUCAAAGCGUUCUAAGAGUUCGUCAUAUAGGCUGUCUUUUAGUGGUAAACCGCCCACCGAAGAAAAUAGUCCCACAACUGCGGGGGGUGCGACUGGAAGGUCAAUUCCAAAGGCAAAGAGCGCUGAUUUCGGUAUUCGUCGUGUAUCAUCUGGCCAUCGUUCAACGAGACGAAAGUCUUCGCCCGAAAAGGAGCCACCUUGCCCAUCCUCUGAGAAGGCCGCGGCCGACCCAUUCUCGGACAAUGUGGAGAAAGAAUCGGACUCGAAGCCGCCCACAAAGGCUGAAUGUGAACAGCCCAUCCAAUCUGGUGAGUUAAACGAAGACUCGCGCGGAUCUCCAGCCCCAGAAUCCACCAAGAAGAGCUUGAUUCCAGUAGCUGUGGGAGAAACCACCCCAUCUCCAACGAAAACACAUGGGUCAGUGGAACGGGUUAGAAAGUCUCAGAACGAAGCAUUGAAGAUGAAUUCCCCCAGAAGUCCCCGACACAUCAAUAAAUCAAGUACUUCAUAUGGGUCGCCUCGCAGAUACGCCCGUCGACAAUCUACUGAUCGGUCCCACCAUAGACCCAAGCUCAAUCCUAAUGGAACAGAUCAACCACCAUGCGAAAAUACUGAAAACCAGGGACAGAAGGAGAAACGCCACAAGAAACGUCAUCAUCGCUCCGCUGAUCCUAUCGCACCGGCCCCCGAACCAGUCAAGGCCAAAGGUUCAGCGGCAAAAGGGGUAUUCUCUAACUUUCGUGGCUUAUUCACGAAGCAUAAAGCUGAAGGGCCAAAAGAAAAUACCCGCCAUUUGCUAUCUUACGCGAAGCCUACGGUUACUAGCCAUCUCAAGUUGUCAGUACCCGCAUCACACUCUGUCCCUCACCUUGGUACGAAUGGAAACGGGAACUUGAGCGGAGAAUUCAUCCAUCGCCAUCCUGAGCCGCCGCGCUCGCCUGCACUACGGGAUACUGGAAGGAUUAGCAGGAUCACAAUGGAGAUUCUUGAUUCAGCGCGGCAUGAAGUUGAUACUUCACGCAAAGAAAAGCUUAUUAGACUUGGAAAAAUUCUUAUUGAAGCUGUUAAUAACUCGCAUGAUGCCGAAAAGGCAAUGCUUACUGCUAUCCAGGCUGCAAAGGAGGCAGAAGUAGCAUGCGCAAUGGCAAAGGAAAAUGCUAUGAAGAUGAGCCAGGUUGCCUGUGACUGGACACGCCCCCUGGCACUAACUGAAUGA
Molecule: messenger RNA, 3111 nt
Organism: Arthroderma uncinatum
Lineage: Eukaryota; Fungi; Ascomycota; Eurotiomycetes; Onygenales; Arthrodermataceae
Exons: 4
Coding region: 1-3111 (1036 amino acids)
Source: RefSeq, a predicted model, not a curated record